Molecule: messenger RNA, 1153 nt
Organism: Mercurialis annua (annual mercury)
Lineage: Eukaryota; Viridiplantae; Streptophyta; Magnoliopsida; Malpighiales; Euphorbiaceae
Product: NADPH-dependent pterin aldehyde reductase
Exons: 5
Coding region: 77-832 (251 amino acids)
Biological process (GO): folic acid-containing compound metabolic process
Cellular component (GO): cytosol
Molecular function (GO): oxidoreductase activity, acting on the CH-OH group of donors, NAD or NADP as acceptor
Source: RefSeq, a predicted model, not a curated record
AAUUCAAAAGAGCGGUAGCCAUUAAUUUCAUUUCUUGUUUUCGCAAUUCAAAAGAGCGGUCACCAUCAAUUCAACAAUGAAGACGGCGUCGUUUAAUGUCGCUAACAAAGUAGCAGCCGUGGCCGGAGCACCAAGCUCCGGUCCCGGAAAGAGAAUAAUGAUAACCGGAGUUAGCAGAGGUAUAGGAAGAGCCCUAGCUAUAGAAUUAGCCAACAGAGGACAUACAAUUAUCGGAUGCUCCCGUGCUCAAGAUAAGCUUAAUUCUCUCCAAUCAGAACUCACCUCUGAUAAUAACAUUCAACACCUCUUCGUCAAUGCUGAUGUGAGCUCGAAUAGCAGUGUCGAAGAAUUAGCGAAAGUUGUAACCGAGAAGAAGGGGGUGCCAGAUAUUAUAGUGAAUAAUGCGGGAACUAUCAAUGCGAACAAUAAACUAUGGGAAGUGCCGGUGGAAGAAUUUGAUAAUGUGAUUGAUACCAAUGUGAAAGGAGUGGCGAAUGUCUUGCGGCAUUUUAUACCUUUAAUGGUGCCAAUUAAACGUGGAAUUAUAGUUAAUAUGUCUUCUGGUUGGGGAAGAUCGGGUGCUGCAUUGGUUGCGCCUUAUUGUGCAUCUAAAUGGGCUGUUGAGGGUUUGAGUAGAUCGGUUGCAAAAGAAUUGCCUGAUGGGAUGGCGGUUAUUGCGCUUAAUCCUGGUGUUAUACACACCGAAAUGCUCGAGUCAUGCUUUGGCUCUUCAGCGUCUUUGUACCAGGCACCUGAUGCAUGGGCCGUAAAAGCAGCUACCAUGAUACUCAAUCUAACAGGAGCAGACAAUGGCGCGUCUCUCACCGUUUGAUUAAAAUCUUCAAACCGAAGCAGAUGAUAGCAACGUUUCCAUAUCGGCAAUCGGGCAUCUUUACAGUGAAAAAUGUUGCCCCUUUGAAACCAAAAGUUAUUUCCAGGUGGAUAUUAGGAUCAGAUAGUGAUGAAUUCUAUUUUCUUUUUUUAAGGUAGAAUAGGAAAUUUAAUGGUCAUUGCUCUAUGCACUAGUUAGCGCUCGGUCGGGGUAAAAAAGUAGCUAGCUAUUUAGUUGUAUGAUCAGAUUAUUGUUGCGGAGGAGCUCUUCGUCGGGUAAUCAGGUAGAACAUAUUAUUUAUCAAAGCUUCUUUCAGUUUCA